This is a messenger RNA of Vicia faba (fava bean), 546 nucleotides long. The record is from the annotation of a GenBank genome assembly. NCBI's taxonomy places the organism in Eukaryota, Viridiplantae, Streptophyta, Magnoliopsida, Fabales, Fabaceae.
AUGGGAGGGUUGUUGAAGUUGUGUAAGGAUCAGGAAGAUGUUUUACUUCCGCUGAUAAGAGCCAGGAAGCAAAAUAAGGGAAGUAAGAGUGUUUUUUCUUAUGCAGAUACUCUCUUGGAGUUGGAGUUAAAGGAGGAGAAUCGCAAGUUGAAUGAAGAUGAAAUGGUUAGUCUUUGUUCUGAGUUUUUGAAUGGUGGCAUGGACACGACUUCCACGGCUUUGCAGUGGAUUAUGGAGAAUUUGGUCAAGUAUCCGGAUGUGCAGAGAAAGCUUGUAGAGGAGAUUAAGGAGGUAAUUGGUGGUGAUGAUAGUGGAUUGAACAAGGAAGUGAAAGAAGAAGAUUUGCAGAAACUUCCUUAUCUGAAAUGUGUGGUUUUGGAGAGGUUGAGGCGUCAUCCACCAGCGCAUCUUGUGUUGCCCCACGCGGUGAAAGAGGAUGUGGUUUUGAAUGGUUAUUUGGUGCCUAAAGAUGGGACUGUGAAUUUUAUGGUGGCGGAGAUGGUGCCUAAGGAUGUAAAAAUUAUUCAAGUAUCAUUAUAUUUGUGA